AUGUCGGGCAUCGACCGACAGAUUAUGGUACACGAACUGAACAUCAAGGAAGGUCAUUUACCAAUCAAACAGAAGUUGCGGCAUCAAGGCGUAGAGCGCAACCAAGCUACUGCUGAGGAAAUCCACAAAUUGUUGGAGGCAGGGUUUAUCCGGGAGUGUCAAUACUCAGAGUGGCUCUCUAAUGUGGUCUUGGCAAAGAAGCCAAACGGAACCUGGCGAAUGUGCAUCGACUUCACAGAUCUAAAUAAAGCUUGCCCCAAGGAUGACUAUCCUCUGCCAAAAAUUGACAGGCUCGUCGACUCGACGGCUGGACACGGCCUGUUCAGCUUUAUGGAUGCCAAUGCAGGCUAUCAUCAGAUUCCCAUGUCCGAAAAAGACCAAGCCCACACUGCCUUCAUCACCAGCCAAGGAGUAUAUUGCUACAAAGUGAUGCCCUUCGGGCUAAAAAAUGCAGGGGCAACUUACCAGAGGCUAGUUAACAAAAUCUUUGGAGAACAGAUUGGGAGGAACAUCGAAGUGUAUGUUGAUGACAUGAUCGUCAAGAGCAAACUCCCUGAAGAGCACUCUUCCGACCUCGAAGAAACGCUCAAGACCCUACGCCUACACAACAUGAAGCUCAAUCCAAAGAAAUGCGUGUUUAGAGUCAAAGGUGGGAAGUGCCUCGGAUUCCUUGUGGACGAAAGGGGAAUCGAAGCGAAUCCUGACAAAAUACAGGCGCUCCUCGACAUGAAAUCCCCCCGGUCAGUCAAGGAAGUCCAAAGACUCACUGGAUGCAUAGCAGCCCUCGGCAGGUUCUUGUCCCGAUCAGCUGCUAAAAGUCUUGCUUUCUUCAAAGUGCUAAAAGGAACAGGGUUUAAUUGGAAUGCCGAAGCCGAGGCCGCUUUCCAACAACUGAAGGCACAUCUCUCGACCAUUCCCAAGUUGGUCUUGCCGUUGGCAGGAGAAACUUUAUACCUUUACUUGGGCAUCACUGAGUAUGCACUUAGCGCGGUCCUUGUCGUCGAAAGAGAGAAACAGCAACACCCAGUAUACUUCAUUAGCCACGCAUUCCGAGGAGUAGAAGCCAAGUAUCCACUCAUUGAGAAAAUGGUAUAUGCUCUAGUGAUAGCCAGUCGAAAACUCAAACCAUACUUCCAGGCAUAUCCAAUCAAGGUCCUGACAAGCCAACCUCUGAGAAAGGUGAUUGAGAGUCGAAACCAUUCAAACCGCAUGACUGAAUGGGCAAACCAGCUCUCGGAUUUCGGCCUGGAAUACGAGCCGAGGAGGGCUAUCAAGGCACAAGCCCUCGUCGACUUCAUCGUCGAAUGCACUAAUCGGCCACCCAAAAAAGAUACGGCAAGCCAAAAGUCGUGGGAACUUUAUGUUGACGGGUCGGCCACAAGGACAGGGUGUGGAGCAGGCAUAUUGAUCAAAACGCCCAAUGGUGAUCGGCUCGAAUAUGCGGUUAAGUUCUCGUUCCUAGCCUCCAAUAAUGAAUCAGAAUAUGAGGCACUUAUUCUCGGAAUUCAAAUGUGUCAAGCCGCGGGAGCCAUCUCUGUGCAUGCCAAGUCUGACUCACAGCUCAUUCUCGGACAAAUUCAAGGAGAUUUCGAGGCUAAGGAAGACAGUAUGAAAAUGUACCUUACAAAGGCAAGGAAAGUCAUCGACCAACUGCAUGAUUUCACCAUCCGACAUAUUCCCCGAUCAGAAAACCAACAAGCCGAUGCCCUCUCAAGGCUAGCAAGUUCCGCAGAGGGGAUGGAGCCUAGGACGAUCAUUUGGGAGGUGCUACAAGAGCCUAACAUAAAUGUCGAGGCACUCAUGAGCCUAGACAGAGGUCCAGAUUGGAUGGAGAAAAUCAUAAAGUUCAAAAGAGACAAUGUGCUCCCUGACAGUGAAAAAGAGGCGGCAUUGAUUAAGAAACAAGAAGAUUGGUUCCUCUGGCACAACGAGACUCUCUACAAGAUUUCAUACACCCACCCCUUGCUCAAAUGUGUUACCCCAGAGGAAGGAAAUUACAUACUCCGGGAAUUAAAUCAAGGGGCAUGCGGGAGCCACCAAGGGGCAAGAACCAUUGCAGGAAAAGCACUCCGAUCGGGCUUCUAUUGGCCAACUUUAAGAAAGGAUGCGACAGACUUGGUUAAAAGAUGUGGUCGAUGUCAGGAGUUUACUAAUCUCACUCGGAUGCCAGCCAAUGACCUAACAACCAUUGAAGCUGCUUUACCCUUCGACAGGUGGGGGAUGGACAUCCUCGGCCCAUUCCUAGUAGCCUCCGGUCAGAGAAAGUUCUUAAUUGUGGCUGUCGACUACUUCACUAAAUGGAUCGAGGCAGAACCUCUUGCAAAGAUAAGUGACAAGCAAGUGCAACAAUUCAUCUGGAGGAAUAUCAUCACAAGAUUUGGAGUCCCUCGGACACUCAUAUCAGACAAUGGUCGACAGUUUGACAGCAAAGCCACCAAGGGAUACUGUGAUCGCUUCGGCAUACAAACUCGAUUCACGUCGGUUUCAAGGCCCCAAAGCAAUGGCCAAGCAGAAUCUGCUAACAAGAUUAUCUUGAAUGGGCUCAAGACAAUGAUCGAGGGAUCUAGUGGUUCUUGGGUUGAUGACCUGCCUGGUGUCUUAUGGUCGGCUCGAACCACCGUCAAAGAAUCUACUAGGCAAACUCCUUUCUCACUUGUCUAUGGAAACUACGCCGUCCUUCCCGUUGAAGUUGGCAUUCCCUCACCCCGAGUCACUUACUAUGAUUACGAGAAAAAUGAAGCCGAAAAAAGGGUUAAUCUCGACUUGCUCCCCGAAACAAGAGGAAACACUCUGCUCAAGUCCAUUGCCUAUAAGCAGAAGAUUGCUCGGUACUUCAACAAGAGAGUUCGUCCUCGGCCAUUGCACGAAGGAGAUUGGGUACUGAGGAAAAUUGAGGCAACUGGCCGAAGAAGCACCCUCGGAAAAAUGGGACCUAACUGGGAGGGUCCUUACAAGAUUGCAAAAGUUAUCCGACCUGGCACCUACAACCUCGUCGACACCAAGGGGCAAGCAACUUCCUCAACCAUGGAAUGCCGACAACCUUAA
Molecule: messenger RNA, 3045 nt
Organism: Spinacia oleracea (spinach)
Lineage: Eukaryota; Viridiplantae; Streptophyta; Magnoliopsida; Caryophyllales; Amaranthaceae
Exons: 1
Coding region: 1-3045 (1014 amino acids)
Biological process (GO): DNA integration
Molecular function (GO): nucleic acid binding; RNA-DNA hybrid ribonuclease activity
Source: RefSeq, a predicted model, not a curated record